GAAAUUUUUGUCGUUAAUGCCCCCUGUGUCCUGAAAUCGAAAGCACCCGGCGUUGUCUUAAAAGCUUUCCGACAGAAUGCGCAACUUCGGAGGCCCCGUUGUUCGACAAGGGUCCACGAUUACGGAAACUUUGUUGGGCCGACUACGUAUCUCCACGCGUUCCUUCGUCCAUCGCGUCGCGAUCACAUUUUGCCUCAUGGCGUUAUCCUCGUUCGCAUUACCCGCUGCGCGUGUUACAUGGCGUACCGCGGCAGCGUGUGUCGCUCCUGUCAAUCCCGUUCGACUUAACUACAGGGAUACGCCGAUAUGCUGAAUUUCGGUGAUCGCCAACAUUGUGGAGACUUUUCAUUUAUACUAAAUAAGUAAAAGAUGCAGAAGAGAAAUUCCUUUUACAAUUUUAUAAAUUGACUAUUGAGAGAAAGUACAUUUAAAUUGAUGAAUUAAUGAUCCGAUCAUGACGAGCAACGUAGCAACAAUUAAGUUAGAAGAGGGGCAAGAAUCUGUGACAGAGAUACAAACAUACUUGGAGACAUUUAACAAAGAGAUAGAGGGAGGUCAGGGAGAGCAACUGCAACAUGUGCAAUUGCAACAAGUGGAAGGAUUGUCAGGUGGAGAAGAAGGUGGAACUUAUUUUGUUGACCAAUCUGGUCAAUAUUACUAUCAAGCCAAUAGCGAUGAAACCCCUGUAAUGACACAAGUGCAAAUUCAAGAAGUAGAAGAAACUGAUGCACAAAAUGAAGGAGAGACAUCUCAAGAAGAACAAUAUCAUGAAAUUGAAGAACUUGAAAAUGUUGAAGGCGACGAAGAUGGACAAGUUGCUAAUAAUGGAAACAAUCAAGUUGUAAUCAACUCUGGAGAUGCAUAUCAAACUGUCACGAUUGUACCAUCCGAUACAAAUCCCGGCGAAGUUAGUUACGUGUUAAUUGUUCAACAACCUGAUUCGGAAGACAAAGAAAGCAGACCCGCGGAAAGGGAAGGAACAGAGGGUGAAGAAGGAGAAGGUGAACAGGACCUUACCGUUUACGAUUUCGAAGACAACGAAGAUAAUGAAGCACCAGUGGAAUCGGAGGCGGAAGAUGAUAAAACCAAAAUUAUUAAAUUUCUACCAAAAAAAUCCCAAACGGUUACUCAAGCUCACAUGUGUAAUUACUGUAAUUACACCAGUCCGAAACGGUAUCUGUUAUCGCGGCAUAUGAAAUCACAUUCUGAAGAAAGACCACACAAAUGCAGUGUCUGCGAAAGAGGAUUUAAAACAUUAGCUUCGCUUCAAAACCAUGUUAAUACACACACUGGGACCAAACCUCAUCAUUGUAAAUUUUGUGACAGCGCGUUCACAACUUCUGGUGAACUUGUUAGACAUGUGCGAUAUAGGCACACUCAUGAAAAACCGCAUAAAUGUCAUGAAUGUGAUUAUGCAUCGGUUGAAUUGUCUAAACUGAAGCGUCAUAUUAGAUGUCAUACAGGGGAGCGUCCGUAUCAGUGUCCUCAUUGUACAUAUGCAAGUCCUGAUACAUUUAAGCUAAAACGACAUUUACGAAUUCAUACUGGAGAAAAACCGUAUGAAUGCGAUUUCUGUCAGGCAAGGUUCACUCAGUCUAACAGUUUGAAAGCUCAUAAACUGAUACACAACGUUGGCGAUAAACCAGUAUUUCAAUGCGAAUUGUGUCCAACAACUUGCGGAAGAAAGACGGAUCUCAGAAUUCACGUACAAAAAUUGCAUACCUCCGACAAACCCUUGAAAUGUAAACGCUGUGGAAAAACAUUCCCAGACAGAUAUAGCUAUAAAUUGCACAGUAAAACCCAUGAGGGAGAAAAAUGCUACAAGUGCGAUUUAUGCCCGUACGCAUCAAUAUCGGCACGACAUCUUGAAAGCCAUAUGUUAAUUCACACAGAUCAGAAACCUUAUCAAUGCGAUCAUUGCUUUCAGUCAUUUAGACAAAAACAACUUCUCAAACGGCAUUGUAAUCUUUACCAUAAUCCCUCUUAUGUUCCUCCUCCACCACAAGAGAAGACGCAUCAAUGUCCCGAAUGUGAACGUCCGUUUAGACAUAAAGGAAACCUCAUUCGACAUAUGGCUGUUCACGAUCCAGAAUCAUCCCUCCAAGAAAAGCAACAGGCGUUGAAGAUGGGUAGACAGAAGAAAAUCCAAAUCAUAGAUGGACAGAGAGUCGAAGUUAUGACAGGUGAUUUAGCUUCUAAACUUAAAGGUUACGAAGAAGAAGAAGAAGAAGACGAAGAUGACAUGAUGGCAGUCGAAGGAAGUGACGGUCAACAAUACGUCGUAUUAGAAGUUAUUCAACUAGCCGAUAACCAAGGAACUGAUCAGAUGGCUGUCGUAGCGAGCGAAGACGGAGACUUGGUAAUGCAAGACCCGUUAAGUCAAGAAAGUGGCAUUGUAACCGGUACAGGGGAAGAAGGUGAUGAAGCGGAAGAAGAGGAAGACGUAGAAAUUGACGAACUGAAACUGGAAUCAGCGGCUGCUAAAUCUGCCUCUCAAAACACGCAAAGCGAUCCGAAGUUACAGAAAGAAAUGGAAACCUGCUUUGGUUUUGACGAGGAGGAAGAUGAAGAGGAAGAGGCCAACAGCAAUAUAAAUAUUUUGCAGACAAUAUCGUAAUAAGAACGAAUGCGAAAGAACACCUACUUACGUAAUAGUCAAAUGUUUUAUCUUUAUCACAGUGUCAGUGUACAUACUGUGUGAGUGCAGUGUACUACUAUGAUAUUUAAAAACUGUAUGGCUCCAAUGGAGCUAUCUUCCCGGGGGCUAGAAUGGUCCACAUACAUGGUACAAGAACAUUUUUUGCCACUAGUGCAUUAGAUGUACGUAAUAAUUUAUGAAGAAACAGUAGUUUUGUGGUUUAGUGAAAUAUCAAGCGAAUGUACAAUUAUAAUAAUGUAAAAUAUUGUUUUACCUUAUUAUCAGUGAAAAAUACUAUCUUCUUUGAAAAAGCAACGUAAACCGACAAAUGCACGUUAACAAUGAGACAUAACUAUAUUAGUAAUAUAGGUUGGCAUAAUAUUUUUAAACAAGUUAUUUAAAAACUUAAUAUAAAAGCACAGCGCGUACUAAGAUGUCUAAACCAACUGGAUGUCGGUCAUUCUUGGAAUGUGGAUAACAAAGAUGAAGUUACAAAAUGAAGUGAGGCUGCAGUGUAAAUAAAUGCUUAUUAUAAUACCUCAUUUUAGAGACAAAACCGUGUUCGAUGAGUGAUUAGAAGGAAGAAAAGAACGCUGAAUCGAUCGAAUUUUACGGUGUAUAGCGUGACUAACACAGUAUAUACAUAAGUAUGUAUAUAAGAGUCAGUAGUAACGGGAAAAUUAUUAAAGUUUUUUCGUUCAACUGAAAGAUGUUACAUUCGUGAUUGUAUAUACGUAUUUCAUAAUAAUAAUAGUAAUAAAUUGUCAUUUUACAAAUAAGUACCUACAAAUGCUAUUAAUAAUUAUGAUUAUACGAAACCGAACUUUUUGUUCACAGAUAGAUGUAUGAAUGGCAGAAAAUAACUUUAUGCUGAGUGUAAUGUUAAGGUCACCGGUGUGUUUGUAAUGCUUAUUUCUUUUCCAUACCAUUUCUUUGAACAAAUGUUGGCACUGAAACACAGGACUUGUAGAAUAUUCUGCUUUUACAGAUUAUAUUUGUAAUAAAUUAAAUAUAAUUCCAGUGAAUCUGAAAUAUUUCACGUUGAUUCAAUCUGUAACAGUUUACUAUGUAAUACACGGUUGUGCGACAUCCAGAUAUUGCAAUUUUAUCAUCCGUACGAAUUACACGAUUUUUCAAUUAUGCAAUUGUGUUAUUAGCGUGAACGUAAUCUUACACACAGUUUUUCGUACAUUGUUGGUUGUAAGUUAUGCUAUGUAACUCGGAAUAUGUAUUGUAAAAAUACUGUAAAAUUUUUUACACUCCAUCUGUAAAAUUGUAAUUGAAUGAUUGAUAAUCAUUGCGUGCGCUUCGAGGCGAGGCACUUUCAUACAUUAUCCCAAAGAAAAAUGGUGUAGCGUUUUCUCUAUAAUAAAUGUUAUGUCAUCGA
Hylaeus volcanicus is the source of this 4025-nucleotide messenger RNA. Its product is annotated as transcriptional repressor CTCFL. NCBI's taxonomy places the organism in Eukaryota, Metazoa, Arthropoda, Insecta, Hymenoptera, Colletidae. Gene Ontology annotation, biological process: regulation of transcription by RNA polymerase II. The transcript is spliced from 14 exons. Gene Ontology annotation, cellular component: nucleus. The coding region runs from base 455 to 2617 and encodes 720 amino acids. The record is from RefSeq and is a predicted model, not a curated record. Gene Ontology annotation, molecular function: RNA polymerase II cis-regulatory region sequence-specific DNA binding; DNA-binding transcription factor activity.